Prorocentrum cordatum is the source of this 2513-nucleotide messenger RNA. The record is from the annotation of a GenBank genome assembly. Lineage: Eukaryota; Dinophyceae; Prorocentrales; Prorocentraceae.
AGGUCUGCGACACGGCCGACGGCGGCGUCUCGGUGGAGACUAACGACACCGCCCUCUCGGCCAGGAUCGGCCGGUCGCCGCGCGUGCAGAAGGCCCUGCGCGAGGUCCUCGGCGCGGGGGGGCCCGCGCCCUCCUCGCUGCUGCAGCUGGGGCAGGCGCCGCCGCCCGCGAAGGUGAAGACGCCGGGGGCCAGCUCCAGGAAGUGCGUCAACGGGCAGGUGAACUGCGGCUACCUCCACGACCUCAUGGCUUUGGAGUGGGGCAAGUUCAAGGAUCUCGUCGAUGAGCUCACGUACAUCAUGCAGCGCAACCGCGACGCCUACGAGGGCGAGAAGGAGAACAUGAAUGAGCAGAUAGCGACCCUGAGGAACAACAAGAUGAAGUUCACAGAGAUGUUGGGCGAGGCGGUCUCUGAAAUCAACUCGCUCACGGCGGCGACGCGCGAGAAGCAGCAGCAGCACCGCGACAUCGAACAUGCGUUCAAGAUGAAGAUGGCGGACUGUAAGAAACGCAUGAGCGAAAUCCUCUACACUAACAUUUGUGGAACCAGAACCGUGCGCAAUUCUCUGAUGCGGUACAGCACUGUCUCGCCCACCAACACGAUCAAGGACUGCGACGUGACGGACUGGUCCGCGGGGCCGUGCACCACCGACGGGAGGGGCAGCUCGGCGUCGGUGGACUGCGACGACGCCUGCCCUGCCGACGUCGGGGGCGUCGACGUGGACACGUGCGGCGGCAUGAAGCAGCUCACGCGGCAGGUCAUCGUCUCUCCGAACUCGUUUGGCAUGGCGUGCCCCCCCUUGUUCUUCGAGCGGACGAACGGGACCGCGGGCAUGAAGUGCAACCAGUUCCACUGCCCGGUCAACUGCCAGGUGUCCGAGUGGUCCGACUUCUCCGCGUGCUCGAAGGAGUGCGGGGGGGGCACCCAGGGCAAGACCCGGUCGAUCCUCACGAAGCCGAAGAACGGCGGGACGGAGUGCGAUACGACACUCGAGGAGCGGCCGUGCAACACAGGGUCGUGUGACCGCGACUGCACGCUCAUGCCAUGGACACCGUGGGCACCCUGCUCGAUGGCCUGCGGGGGCGGCAUCCAGGAGCGCCACCGCAAGGUGGACAUCCCCAUCCGGGCGAACGGCAAGUGCCCCGACGCGAAGCAUCCCGACCGCUUCGAGAUGCAGCAGUGCAACACCCAGGACUGCGUCGGCGACGAGAUCUGCAUCGCCAGGCAGGACCUCGUGAUCGCGCUGGACGGCAGUGGCUCUCUGAAGCAGGAGGGCUUCGACUACGUCAAGAAGUUCGCGCUGAACCUCACCAGCAAGUACCAAAGCGUGUACUACGGCCACGAAGACAUGCGCAUCGGUCUGGUGCUGUUCGGGAACGGCGAGUACUUCGACAACGGGACGGUCGCGGCUGCCCUCGAGGUCGUCCCGAUCACCACCGACUUGGAGUCCGUCGAGACAGCGAUUCAAGGGUUGCAGUGGCAGCGCGGGUUCACUAACAUGAUGCAAGCGCUCCAAGCCGCCGACAAUAUGUUCGCGGAAGGCCGCGAUGACGCACAGAGCGCGGUCAUGGUGAUCUCGGACGGUAAGUGGACAAAUGCGUAUCGCACAACAAUGAAGGCAACAGCGAUGAAGGACAAGGGGAUACAGAUCUUCAUGGCCCCCAUUGCAGAGCACAUGAAUGCCAAUUUGCAGAUACUCAGGGGUUGGGCGAGCGAGCCGUGGGAGACGAACUUCGAGCUCAUUCCGGGCUUGACGUCCCUCGUAAACAACGAGCCAGAGUUCGCGCAGAAGUUGCUCGUCAAGUUCUGCCCCCGGGCGUUCUCGCCAUCGCUCAAGCAGGAGGAGGAGACGCAGACGGGCUACCUAAAGAUCCACGAGGAAGGCUACCCAGCGGACAGUUGUGCCACUUGGACGGACCUUGGCACACAGAGCAGCGCUGACGCGUGCAUGGAGGCAGUGAAGGAGAAGAACGGUUUGGCCUUCGCCUAUUUGGAAGGUGGCCGCAACAGCGGUACCUGUUACGAAGAGGGUAUUGAUGUCACUUCGGAGAUCUGGGCUGAUGCGAUGAACGACCGUGUAAACAUGAGUUGCCCAGGUACUGAUGGGGGUUGGGUGUACAAUGCGUUCGCGUCCACCUACAUCAUGAAUCCGACCAUGUUCGGCAGCCUCUUCGAGGAUGAGUGAUGACGGGGACUCCGAGAAGUUUUGCCCCAGACAGUCCUAGUGCAGGUGAUGGUCUGAGCUUACCGCGUUUUUCGUUGAGUUGAGAGAACCAGCCAAACUCUUCUGGUUACGUCGACUCGUCGUCCUCUGCCUCAGCCUCCUCCCUCCCCUCCCCUCUCUCCUUCUCCUUCUCCUCCUCCAUUCCACCUCCUCGUGCGAGCCCCGACCACCCGCCGCGGGUGUUGCUGCGAAGAAGGGGGACAACACAAUUGGGCUUCGGUCGAUCCCCACCAGGGAGAUGCUGCGAAUGGCUUCGACGUCUGUCUACAUAUUCCAGACCCUCUUGCG